Peniophora sp. CBMAI 1063 is the source of this 2010-nucleotide messenger RNA. NCBI's taxonomy places the organism in Eukaryota, Fungi, Basidiomycota, Agaricomycetes, Russulales, Peniophoraceae. The record is from the annotation of a GenBank genome assembly.
AUGCCUCUCCCGCCCGAAGCCGCGAAACUCUUCCACCCGAAGCAGAAGAAGGGCCAGCUCGCAAAGGUGGCGGCCAAGCGCCCGCCCGCCGGCUCGCAGACGAAGCCCGCCUCACCCGCCGGCUCUGCUGCACCGUCUCCCACGCCACCCAAAGCCGCACCGUCGCCCAAGCCCGCGACGACGGCCGAGGAGGAGGCGGGAUUCCCGGCUGGAAAUGAUUACCAGGAAUUCUCGAUCGUGUCCUCGUCGCUGAAUGGCUGGAAAUACGACGUCAUGCGCUUCGAGUCGCGCAAGCCGGUGGACGUGACACAGUGGGCGCAGCCUGUCAAGUUGAACAGGAAGGACGUCAGGCGCGGGAACCCUGACGCCGAUGACGCCGAGGCCCCGCCACCGGUCGGCGUGCGCCCGAUGUUGGGCGCCGACGGCAAGCCGGUGAUAGGCGCCGACGGGCGGACGGUCAUGCUCGACGCCGAGGGCAAGCCGAUCCACACCAACGCGCCGGCCAAGGAGAAGCAGAAGGGCGGGCCGGGAGCCGGGCGGCGCAAGCCGGGGAAGAAGACGCGGCAGGUGUACAAGGUGGCGGACUCUGUGCGGGAGCUGAGGAAGGAGGAGCGAUACCCGUGGGUGAUCGAAGACGGCGCGGGCCAGGAGCUCUGGACGGCACAGAUGGACGAGGUCGCGAAAUCAGAGAACCAUGGGAUGCUCAUGCCCGCGGGGAACAACUCCUUUCAGUUCGUCCCCGCACAUCGCUGGUAUCGCUUCCACAAGAAGGCCGCGCACGCCAUUCCAAACCUCGAGACAGCCGAGAAGAUGAUGGCCAGCAUCACAAAGAACAAGGACCCCGAGCGCUGGCUUCUUCGCCGUACAGGCAAAUCACAGCUUGACGCCACCACCGCUGCCGCCUUCAAACAGGAGCCCAUCGAUGCAGGCCCCUCGGGUAGCGGUCCUGGUCUGCGUGUCAAAGAGGAACCCGUGGACGACCUCUUCGGUGACGAUGAGGAGGGCGGCCGCCGUCGUCGGGACAACGAUAUGGACGCCGACUACGAUGAGGUGCCGUACGAGGAAGAGUUUCAAGACGACGAGGAGAAGGUCGGGCUGUACGAAGAUGACGAGCUGACAAAGGAGAUGGAGGAACGCCUACAGAAGGAAUACAUGACGGCGAACAAGCACCGCGAUGAGAACGUCGUCACCGACGACGAUGAACCAGAGCAAGGUCCGCGCGUGAGCAAGUCCAUGCGCAAACUCGUCGGUCGGCACGAGAAGAACGACCUCUACGGCUCGGACGACUCGGACGAGAAUCCGUACGCCAGCGAGGAAGAAGAAGAGUCGUCUGACGAAGACGUUGUCACUAACGAGCCGGCUGUCAAGGCACAACCCGUCCCUCAUCGCGCAGGCUCCCAAACCCCUCGUCCGCCUACCAAUGGUACGACUUCCCGUCAAACCUCGCCCAAGCCUGCUACACCCUCGCAUGGCGGUCACUCUCUGAUCGCACAGCGCGCAACCAGCCCCAAGCCUCCGCGCCCGAAGAUAUCCACGAGUGGUGGCAGCCGUGCAACUAGCCCCCUCGCCACCAGCCCGACCUCUCCCCGUUCGCCCUCUCCUACGAAAGGUAUGCCCAACGGCACCUCCGUCUCGAACGGUAAACGCAAGGCGGAUGACUCGAGCCCUACCGCCGAAGGCUCAGAGGCGCCGCAGAAGAAGAAGCACCGCGCGGGCGCCGUAGCUGCUACUGUCGACGCGAACGGCAACCCCAUUGAGCUUAAGAGGGAGAUGGUCAUCGAAUGGCUCCGCGGCCAGGAAGGCGCCACUACGAGAGAUUGCAUCUCGUACUUCACGCCUUUCCUCCGAGAUGCCGCUUCCAAAGACGCCUUCUCACAGCUUGUGAAGGAGAUUGCGAGUCUGCAAAAGGGGGUGCUUACACUCCGCAAGGCGUAUCGUGGCGGAAAGAAGGCCUCGAGCUCGUCCCCCGCGCCUGGUGGGUCGAGCCAAGGAAUGGAUACUUCCGCUUGA